Messenger RNA from Python bivittatus (Burmese python), 599 nucleotides. Lineage: Eukaryota; Metazoa; Chordata; Lepidosauria; Squamata; Pythonidae. The record is from RefSeq and is a predicted model, not a curated record.
UCUGCCUCGGUGGGUGAACGCGAGGUGCUGAGAGAGCCGCCCGAGAGAGUAAAGACGAGCCGGUGGAAGGAGGAAGAAGGGAAAACCGGCUGGAAAAAAAAGAGCUUUUAUAUUAUGAAAUAGCAAUCCAGAAACCUGUUGUGACUUCAGAAUGGCUUUUCAUGUGGAAGGGUUGAUAGCUCUCAUUUUGUUCUACUUGGCCAUCCUGUUUGUUGGAAUAUGGGCUGCUUGGAAGACCAAAAACAGUGGGAGUGAUGGAGAUCGUAGUGAAGCUAUUAUAGUUGGUGGAAGAGAUAUUGGCUUGCUAGUUGGUGGAUUUACCAUGACUGCCACCUGGGUUGGAGGCGGUUAUAUAAAUGGGACAGCUGAAGCAGUGUAUGUUCCAGGCUAUGGACUCGCCUGGGCUCAGGCACCCUUUGGGUAUGCACUUAGCCUAGUUGUAGGUGGCUUGUUUUUUGCAAAGCCCAUGCGUUCCAAAGGGUAUGUGACAAUGUUGGAUCCAUUCCAACAAAUUUAUGGAAAACGGAUGGGAGGGCUUAUCUUCAUACCCGCCCUGAUGGGAGAAAUGUUCUGGGCAGCAGCCAUCUUUUCUGCAUUAG